AGGUGGAGGUGGCAAGUGAACAGAGGAUGCGUCUUUUUCUCCCUUCCUUUGUCAUCUUUCUCCAUGUGGGUUUUUAUAUUUAUUUACUUAUACUCAGUUUUAUUCCAAAACUUCUUUGAACUGGGUCAUAAAGCCAACUGCAUAUUGUAAAGUAGAAGAAACUAAGCUCUGAGAAAUCAGGGGCCAUCCAUUCUGGAACCAGAACAGAAACCUCUGAGCCUGUCCGGGAUGUGAAGUCAACAUAUAUAAAGCCAGAAUGUUCUAUCCUUGGCCCAGGUGAUGCUCUUGGAACACAGCAAGCAAACACAUGCACCCAAGUAGUGCCUAGGGAACUCGAGGCUCUCCAAGUAAAAAAGGAGAGAGGGUCAGAAGAGAUGCCCAGCAGACUGCCACUUGGUAGACAAGGGGCAAAGCUAUCCAGAUCCAAAAAUUGGGUGCAACCUAGUUUUGUGCUCCCAGAAGACAUCGAGAUGGCAAGGAAGGCGUGUAACCAAGCCCCUGAAAUAAUCGCGAUCAGCAGUGAAGACUCUGAUUCCUGUGAGGGCGAAGAGCCCCUGGAAGCCUCCAGCUCAGCAUCAAUGCCCAGGCCUGGUGAGAAGGGCAAAGACCAUUCGUGCGGGGCUCCAGGACCUUAGACGUCUGAAUUUAGAGUGUCUGCUUCCCAAUGCAUUUCAACUGGAGUGCACUCCAUAGCCAUGAUCCAGUUAUCCCUGGUGCUCUUUUUGUGCUCUCACCUCACCUGGCACUUUGGGAAAUGGGAGAGGCAACCUUCAUUGAAUAUGUGUGCUCUGGUAUUGACAUUAGGUUAGAAAGAAGCUAGCAUAUUUCUGUUGCUUUUCCCUUUCACAUUGAUCUGGUUUGAAUUUGUGUCCCCACCCAAAUCUCAUGUGGAAUUGUAAUCCCCAAGGUUGGAGGAGGGGCCUGGCGGGAGGUGAUUGACUCAUGGGUGUUGACUCCUCUCUUGCUAUUCUUAUGAUAGUGAGUGAGCUCUCAUGAAAUCUGGUUGUUUACAAGUGUGUGGCACUUCCCCCUUCACACACUCUCUCCUGCCUCACCAUGUGAUGAUGUGCCUGCUUCUCCUUCACCUUCCGCCAUGAUUGUAAGUUCCUAGAGGUCUCCCCAGCCAUGCUUCCUGUACAGCCUAUGGAACUAUGAGUUAAUUAAACCUCUUUUCUUCAUAAAUUACCUAGUCUCAGGUAGUUCUUUAUGGCAAUGCGAGAGCAGACUAAUACAGGAAAUUGUUACUGGGAGAGGGGCAUUGCUAUAAAGAUACCUGAAAAUGUGGAAGCAACUUUGGAACUGGGUAAUGGGCAGAGAUUGGAACAGUUUGGAGAGCUUAGAAGAAGACAGGAAGAUGAGAGAAAGUUUGGAACAUGCUAGAGACUUGUUAAAUUGUUGUGACCAAAAUGCUGAUCAUCAUAUGGACAGUGAAGUCCAGGCUGAGGUGGUCUCAGAAGGAGAUGAGGAACUUAUUGGGAAAUGGAGUAAAGGUCACUCUUGCUAUGCUUUAGCAAAGAGACUGGUGGCAUUGUGCCCCUGUUCUAGGAAUCUAUGGAACUUUGAACUUGAGAGAGGUGAUUUAGGGCAUCUGGUGGAAGAAAUUUCCAAAGAGCAAAGCAUUCAAUAUGUGACCCGGCUGCUUCUAACAGCAUACUGCCAUAUGUGUGAGCAAAACGAUGAUCUGAAAUGGGAACUUAUAUUUAAAAGGGAAGCAGAGCAUGAAAGUUUGGAAAUUUUGCAGCCUGACCAUGUGGUAGAAAAUUAAAACCCGGGAGGAGGCAGGAACCAGAGCGCGAGCAGUAGCUGGGUGGGCACUGUGGCUGAGAUCACCAUCGAGGCGGUGAAGUGCAAGAUCCAGGUUCUGCAGCAGCAGGCAGAUGAUGCAGAGGAGCGAGCUGAGCACCUCCAGCGAGAAGCUGAGGGAGAAAGGCAGGCCUGGGAACAGGCUGAGGCUGAGGUGGCCUCCUUGAACCGUAGGAUCCAGCUGGUUGAAGAAGAGCUGGACCGUGCUCAGGAGCACCUGGCCACUGCCUUGCAAAAGCUGGAAGAAGCGGAAAAAGCUGCUGAUGAGAGUGAGAGAGGUAUGAAGGUUAUUGAAAAUCGGGCCUUAAAAGAUGAAGAAAAGAUGGAACUCCAGGAAAUCCAACUCCAAGAAGCUAAGCACAUUGCAGAAGAGCCAGACAGGAAGUAUGAAGAGGUGGCUCAUAAGUUGGUGAUCAUUGAAGGAGACUUGGAAGGCACGGAGGAACCAGCUGAGCUGGGAGAGUCCCAUUGCCAAGAGAUGGAUGAGCAGAUUAGACUGAUGGACCAGAACCUGAAGUGUCUGAGUGCUGCUGAAGAAAAGUACUCUCAAAAAGAAGACAAAUAUGAGGAAGAGAUCAAGAUUCUUACUGAUAAACUCAAGGAGGCAGAGACCCGUGCUGAGUUUGCUGAGAGAUGGGUAGCCAAGCUGGAAAAGACAAUUGAUGACUUGGAAGAUAAACUGAAACGCACCAAAGAGGAGCACCUCUGUACACAAAGGAUGCUGGACCAGACUCUGCUUGACCUGAAUGAGAUGUAGAACGCCCCAGUCCCACCCUGCUGCUGCUCCUCCCUCUGACCCAGACUCCGCCUGAGGCCAGCCUGCCGGAAGCUGACCUUAAACUGAGGGCUGAUCUUUAACUGGAAGGCUGCUUUCUCCUUUUGCCGCCCCCUCCUUCCCUGUGUCUUUUUCACCAAACUGUCUCUGCCUCUUCUUAGAGAAUCCAGCUGGGCUAGAGGCUGAGCACCUUUGGAAACAACAUUUAAGGGAAUGUGAGCACAAUGCAUAAUGUCUUUAAAAAGCAUGUUGUGAUGUACACAUUUUGUAAUUACCUUUUUUGUUGUUUUGUAGCAACCAUUUGUAAAACAUUCCAAAUAAUUCCACAGCCCUGAAGCAGCAAUCGAAUCCCUUUCUCACUUUUGGAAGGUGACUUUUCACCUUAAUGCAUAUUCCCCUCUCCAUAGAGGAGAGGAAAAGGUAUAGGCCUGCCUUACUGAGAGCCAAACAGAGCCCAGGGAGACUCCACUAUAGGAAACCUCAUUGCUCUGUACAAAGUACUAGCUAAACCAGAAAGGUGAUUCCAGGAGGAGCUAGCCAAACAACAACAAAAACAAGAAAUGUUCUGUUCAAGUUUUCAGCUUUAAGAUAUCUUUGGAUAAUGUUAUUUCUAUUUUGUAUUUUUUUCAUUAGAAGUGACCAAAUUAAGAUGGUAAGACCUCUGAGACCAAAAUUUUGUCCCAUCUCUACCCCCUCCCACCAGCUUACAGAAUGGAUCAUGUCCCCCUUAUGUUGAGGUGAUCACUUAAUUGCUUUCCUGCCUCCUUGAAAGAAAGAAGAUCAUGUUUUUGCCACUGAUUUAGCCAUGUGAAACUCAUCUCAUUACCCUUUUCUGGGUUUGAAGCUGCUGUCUCUAGAAGUGCCAUCUCAUUGUGCUUUGUAUCAGUCAGUGCUGGAGAAAUCUUGAAUAGCUUAUGUACAAAACUUUUUAAAUUUUAUAUUAUUUUGAAACUUUGCUUCUUUGGGUUUGUGGCACCCUGGCCACCCCAUCUGGCUGUAACAGCCUCUGCAGUCUGUGGGCUGGCAGUUUGUUGAUCUUUUAAAGUUUCUUUCCCUACCUAGUCCCCAUUUUCUGGUAAGGUUUCUAGGAGUUCUGUUAGGUGUACAUCCUGCAGCUUAUUGGCUUAAAAUGUACUCUCCUUUUAUGUGGUCUCUUUGGGGCCGAUUGGGAGAAAGAGAAAUCAAUAGUGCAACGGUUUUGAUACUGAAUAUUGACAAGUGUCUUUUUGAAAUAAAGAACCAGUCCCUCCAAAAAAAAAAAAGAAAAAGAAAAAGAAAAGAAAAACCCAUUUUCUGUAGAGGAUUUCAAGUUGGCUGCAGAAAUUUGCAUAAGUAAAGAGGAGCCAAAUGUUGAUAGCUGAGAUAAUAGGGAAAAUGCCUUGAAGGCAUUUCAGAGACCUUUGCGGUAGUCCCUCCCAUCACAGGCCUGGAGGCCUAAGAGGGAAGAAUGGUUCUGUGGGCCAAGUCCAGGGCCCCACUGCACUUUGCAGCCUUGGGACAUGGCACCUUGCAUUGCCACUGCUCCAACUCCAGCUGUGGCUAAAAGGGGCCAAGGUACUGUUCAGGGCAUUGCUUCAGAGGGUACAAGCCCCAAGCCUUGGCAGCUUCCAUGUGAUAUUAAGCCUGUGGGUACACAGAGUGCAAAAGCUGAGUCUUGGGUGCCUCUGCCCACAUCUCAGAGGAUGUAUGGGAAAUCUGGAUGUCCAGGCAGAAGUCUGCUUUAGGGGGCAGAGCCCUUAUGGAGAACCUCUACUAGGGCAGUGCAGAGGGGAAUAUGGGGUUGGAGCCCCCACACAGAGUUCCCACUGGGGCACUGCCUAGUGCAGCUGUGAGAGGAAGGCCACCAACCUCCAGACCCCAGAAUAGUAGAUCCACUGACAGCUUGCAUCGUGCACAUGGAGAAACCACAGGCACCCAAUAUCAGCCUAUGAAAGCAGCUGAGGGUGUUGUACUCUGCAGAGCCACAAGGGUGGAGGUGUCCAAGGCCUUGGGAGCCCACCCCUUGUAUCAGUGUGGCCUGAAGGUGAGACAUACAGUCAAAGGAGAUUAUAGGUUUUAGACUGAAUGACUGCCCUGCUGGGUUUCAGACUUGCAUGGGAUCAUAGUCUCUUUGUUUUUGCCAACUUCUCACAUUUGGAAUGGGAGCAUUUACCCAAUGCCUGUACCCCCAUUGUAUCUUGAAAAUAACUAACUUGUUUUUGAUUUUACAGGUUCAUAGGCUGAAGGAUCUUACCUUGUCUCAUGAGAAUUUGGACUAUGGACUUUUGUGUUAAUGCUGAAAUGAGUUUAAACUGGGGGACUGUUGACUAUUGAGAAGGGAUCAUUGUAUUUUGCAAUGUGAGAAGGACAUGAGAUUUGGGAGGGGCCAGGGAGGAAUUAUAUGGUUUGGAUUUGUGUUCCUGCCCAAAUCUCAUGUUGAAUUGUAAUCCCCAGCGUUGGAGGAGAUGCCUGGAGGCAGGUGAUUGGAUCAUGGGGGAGGACAACCCCCUUGGUGUUCUCAUGAUAAUGAGUGAGUUCUCAUGAGAUUUGGUUUUUUAAAAGUGUGUAGCACUUCCCCCUUCACUCUUUCUCUCCUGCUUUACCAUGGUAAAAUGUACUUGCUUCCCCUUUGCCGUCUUCCGUGAUUGUAAGUUUCUUGAGGCUUCUUGGCUAUGCCUUCUUUAUAGCCUGUGGAACUGUAAGUCAAUUAGACCGCUUUUCUUCAU
Molecule: messenger RNA, 5283 nt
Organism: Pan troglodytes (chimpanzee)
Lineage: Eukaryota; Metazoa; Chordata; Mammalia; Primates; Hominidae
Product: tropomyosin alpha-3 chain-like
Exons: 5
Coding region: 2084-2560 (158 amino acids)
Source: RefSeq, a predicted model, not a curated record